AUGAGCAAUGAGCAGCAGCACCCCUGCGACGGCGGCGGCAGCAAGCCGUGGACCGAAACGCCCUCGGCGGCACGUGGUUCUGUUCAAAUCGCCAAGCGUGCAGCAGCGCCGAACCACGCCAGUCGGCCUCGCACGCUGCUGCAAGACAAGAAGGCCACCAUAGAGGGAACGGGCCUGCUGCUGGCAGCUGACUACCCAGGAGGCCGAGCCGACAAGUCCCUCAUUCUCCGCAGGCACGAUGGCCGCAAAGUGAAAGUCAUCCCCUCGGACCCUUCGGUCCUCCGCAAAUUACGCUCAGGCCAGCAGGUGUCGGCGACCGGCGAGUACGACACGUCGCCGGGCAACGGCAACGCGUUUGGCAGGUUCAAAGCCGACGUCGUCAUCGGCGGCUCCCACCCCCCGGUGCCCGAACCCAUCGUGGCGCCUUGGGUGGAGCCGGAGGUGUGGCCCACACUGGAUGCUGCCGAGCUGAUGCCAGGCAUGAACGGGCGGCGCCUGCUGCAAACCGUCAACCUCACCCCUGGCGUGCCCUUCAAUACAUUCAACCCGGUCGCCCUUCAAAACAUCAAGGUUCUCUUCAUCCCAAUCGUGGCAAAGGUCAACGGCUCCAGCUCGGCCCUCUGCCCCAACACCGGCAACUACCCCUACACUGGGGCUGGGCUCAGGGAAUAUAUGUUCCAGGAGGUGAACCCGGAGGGGCCCACCGUCGGGAUGAUGUACAGCCAGUGCUCCCUCAACGAGACGCUGCUGACAAACGCGACCAGCACAGUGACGGCAGUCGUCACCCUGCCCUGCAACGGCACCACGUGGGGCAUCAACUGGAAUUUCAACGACUGCGACUUUGAUGAUUUCAACGGCUUCGCGGAUGCCGCCGACCAAGUGCUGAUUGACCGCGGCUAUAACCUGGCCGCCUACCCCUACAAAGUCUACUUCCUGCCCCCCAACGCCUGCUCCUGGGUGGGCCAGGGCUACAUCGGCUGCGACGGCUCCUACGACUGCCGAUCCUGGAUCGCCGGAGCCUACUGGGACAACCCGCAGGCCACGGCACAUGAGCUGGGCCACAACCUGUUUAUGCAGCACUCGAGCUCUCUGGACGCUAAUGGCAACAUUGACGAGUACGGAGACGUCACCUGCGACAUGGGCACGUGCUGCGAGGACCGCUGCAUGAACGCGCCCCAUGCGUGGCAGAUGGGCUGGACGACCACGCGGACAUUCAACGGCUCCAACCUGCCGGCCGCCACCACCUACGAAAGCUUCCUGGGCAUUGGGUCUGUGUCCCCCGGCAUGUCUGCCAUCCGCAUCGUGCCCACCUGGGCCCCCGGCGUAGACCCCAUUUUUGUGGGCUUCCGCUGGUCUGUGCGCGGGGACGAGUUCCUGCCGCUGUCGCUGUCCAACCGCGUCCACAUCUACUCCUCAUCCAUCAGCGGCAGCCGCGAUGCCAAGCCCAGUUACUUGAGAGCCAGCCUCAGACAAAAUGAGGUCUGGACGCUGCCAGCAGCCAACCUGGUGGUGCGGAGAAAAGCAAACGACCCCAAUAACCGUGCGGUGGUGGCAAUCUGCCGUCGGGGCGGCCUGUACGAGAGCGCCGCCAGCUGCGCGGCCGGCAUCGACAACAACUGUGACGGCCUGGCCGGCGCUGCAGACCCGUAUUGCUUGCCAUACCUGUCGCCACCCUAG
Chlorella variabilis is the source of this 1677-nucleotide messenger RNA. RefSeq names its product expressed protein. The transcript is spliced from 12 exons. NCBI's taxonomy places the organism in Eukaryota, Viridiplantae, Chlorophyta, Trebouxiophyceae, Chlorellales, Chlorellaceae. Bases 1 to 1677 code for a protein of 558 amino acids. The record is from RefSeq and is a predicted model, not a curated record.